UCCUUCCUGUGAAGACUGCACUGACAUCAUGGAAUGUUGGCAGUAGAACCAAACAGUGCAAGAGAGAGGUCAUGUGAUCACAGGCACCAUGGUAACUGUUGUGAAGUCACGGGGACCAGAUGGGACAGCCUAACCGUCCUUGGAGUGUCAGUUGGCUUGGAGGUGGUAGAUAUAGCCUGUGGCCCAGGAGAAGAAAAUUCACACUGAAGCCAGAAAUUGAUUCUCAACCCGCAAUGGCCAAUAUUGUGGUGAAGACCAUAUGGCAGUCCAAGGAAAUUAAUGAAGCUGGAGACACCCCGACAGGAGUGGAGGGUCGGGCUCACAGCAGCAAGGAGCAGCUGGGAAAAUCUAGCAGCAUCAAGACCUUCCCUAAAAAGAAGAAAGCCGUCUCUUUCCAUGGUGUUGAGCCUCACUUGACUAGUGAAAGCCCCAACCUCCACUUGAAGCGUUCCUCAGCCUGCACCAACGUUUCACUCCUGAACCUGACUGAUGGGGAGCAUGAAGACUCCACUACCGAGAGCAAGCCCUCAGAUGAUGGGGGAUCCCCAGAGGGGGCAGCUGGGGAAAGAAAGGACCCUCCACUCCCUGUCAAGGCAAUAUGGUCUGAGGAUGACUAUGACAACCCCAUCCAACAGCAGGAAGUGAGCAAUAGCGGCCUCUUGCGAGUCAAGGACUCCAUCACCAGCCUCAAGGAGAGGACGUCCAAGGUCAACCGCCAUGUUCAGAACCUGCAGAAUGAGUACAAGGCACUGUGCGAAAACCUGGAGCAGCGCAGGCAGGAAGCUGAAGAUCUGGAGGAGUACUGCACUCAGCUCAAGGGUGAGUGCUCAGUGCUGUGCGAAAACCUGGACCAGCGCAGACAGGAGGCCAAAGACCUGGAGGAGUACUGCACUCAACUCAGGGAGAGGUGCCGAAAAGUUACAAAAUCUGUUGAGGAUGCUGAAGUUAAGACCAACUUGCUCAAGAAAAAUUCUGUGCUUCUGGAGGAGAAACUGUGUUUCUUACAGCGGCAAGUACAGGCGGAAGACCUCAGCCAGCAAGUGAAGCCAUUCCUGGAAGAUGUGUCCCAGCACCUCUCUGCAUUCAAGACCCCAGACACACUUGAAAAAUACCCUGCCAGCUGCUCCCGAUGUGCCAGCUAUAGUUUUGUGAACACUGAGAUGCUACGGCAGAUGGUUGAGAACGCGGUGGCCCCCAUCUUGGAGGAGCUAAAGCAGAGGACCCCACCCUUGGGCACGUGCCCCAGCUGCCAGCGUUUGCAGAAGAAGAUAAUGGAUCUGAAACAGUCAGCCUUGGAUACACACACAGGGGCAGAGGUUCUGAGUUCGAAUAUUCACCUGGCUCAGGAUGAAGCUUGGAGUGCCAAGAACCAUCUGGAGCGGGCAAGGAUCAAUCCAGAGGACAAGGCCUCGGGCCUGGAUUACCUUCUCAGCAAGCUGAGCUUCCUCCGUUCCCAACUGUCCCUGGUCUCCCAGGAGGGAGCGCUCCAACCGGAAGUCACCUCCAUGGCUGGGGCCCUCAUGAAGAAGAAUUCCUGCCCUGCUGAGUUAAAUCGUAACCCCAGUAAUGAGUAA
Heteronotia binoei (common prickly gecko) is the source of this 1574-nucleotide messenger RNA. It is a transcript of the gene TSKS, whose product is annotated as testis specific serine kinase substrate. The transcript is spliced from 10 exons. Gene Ontology annotation, cellular component: centriole. NCBI's taxonomy places the organism in Eukaryota, Metazoa, Chordata, Lepidosauria, Squamata, Gekkonidae. The record is from RefSeq and is a predicted model, not a curated record. Bases 120 to 1574 code for a protein of 484 amino acids. Gene Ontology annotation, molecular function: protein kinase binding.